ACGGCGAGUUUGAGGACGUGCGCCCGGACCACAUGGCCAUGGCAGCACUUUAUGCUCUGUUGUUCUUUAACAGCCUGGUUUUCUCGUGGGCUUGCGAGACAGGAGCCUGGUCUGGCUUCGAUCAAGAAGCCUAUGCGGGAUCUCUCUGGGGUGGUUCCAUCGGCGGAAUCGUGGUGGGGCUCCUUAUGAUCAUCCUGGUCUCAUUGCCGCUGUGCUGUGGUGUCAUGAAGAAGCAGGGCAAGGUGAUUGGGGCUAUUGGCAUCGUGCUGGGGCUACUCUCCUUGAUCAUUCCCUACUUCGGAGCGAUGGGUUCGUGUGCUCCCUUCAUGGAUGCUGCUUGCGCAAAUCGCUGCACAGGCUUUGAGUGCACUCAAUAUGAUAAAGACGUUGCGCUCAGUGCCUGCCAAGCCCUGGGAGUGAUCUUCGUCUACCUGGGCGUUUUUGGUUGGUUGGCGUGCGUCCUGGGCAUUGUGGCCGCCAGCAUGGCCUGCUGCGUCUGCUGCCAGUGCUGCAACGCCAAGUUGGACACCGAGGUCAUCGCAGUGCAGCAAACCCCAGUGGUGCCCAUUGUGGUGGGACAACCGCCCUGAGCUGCCCAAGGCAUCAGGGCGAUGAAUUUGCGCUGUCGUGCUUUGAGUUUGCCGCAGUUGCCUGCCCGGUUGGUUGAUGGUUGUGGGCGAGAAGAUCCACAUGGAAUUGCAGCGAGCUUCAGGUCUCGAUUUGCCGUGAAAGCGACUCCAGCUGCCACUUGGAUGUCAGUGCCAGAUUGACAUUUAAAUUUCCUCUUAGGAAAUGUG
Molecule: messenger RNA, 797 nt
Organism: Cladocopium goreaui
Lineage: Eukaryota; Dinophyceae; Suessiales; Symbiodiniaceae
Source: the annotation of a GenBank genome assembly